Messenger RNA from Callorhinchus milii (elephant shark), 2531 nucleotides. RefSeq names its product zinc finger DHHC-type palmitoyltransferase 21 (gene zdhhc21). The coding region runs from base 164 to 961 and encodes 265 amino acids. Gene Ontology annotation, biological process: peptidyl-L-cysteine S-palmitoylation; protein targeting to membrane. Lineage: Eukaryota; Metazoa; Chordata; Chondrichthyes; Chimaeriformes; Callorhinchidae. Gene Ontology annotation, cellular component: Golgi apparatus; endoplasmic reticulum. Gene Ontology annotation, molecular function: protein-cysteine S-palmitoyltransferase activity. The transcript has 8 exons. The record is from RefSeq and is a predicted model, not a curated record.
GGGGGUGGGGGCUGGUGUGGGAGAGAGGGCAAGGCUGGCCGACACUGACAGUCGCUGUGGCAAUGCAUCGCAGGAGGAGGUGGCAGUAAGUCUCGGGACUGAAUACGGCCUGUAAUUCAUGACGUAUGUACCAGCGAGGAAACACUGAGGCAACCUUUCUGUGAUGGGGUUUCGAAUUCACUUUGUUUAUGACCCACAGGGCUGGUGUUGCAUCAGCAUAAUCUUCUUUGUUUGGCUUUACAAUACAAUCUUCAUUCCCAAACUUAUCCUCUACCCUCAUUAUGAAGAAGGACAUAUUCCAGGUCUUGUGCUAGCACUUUAUUACUUGAUAUCACUCUGCUGUGUGACAUCGCUGGUGAGAGCCUCCAUCGCUGACCCAGGGCGUCUAGCACCAAACACAGAGAUACCCCUUUCAGAAAGACAAUAUUGGGAAAUGUGUAAUAAAUGUAACCAGAUGAGGCCAAAGCGAACUCACCACUGCAGCCGAUGUGGGCACUGUGUUCGGAAAAUGGAUCACCACUGUCCCUGGAUCAACAACUGCGUUGGUGAGGACAAUCACUGGCUCUUUCUGCAGCUGUGUUUCUAUACCCAAUUCUUAACUUUAAUCACACUGUUCCUGGAUUUCUCUCAGUAUUACUGCCUGCAGCCGAUAAUAAAUGUAAAAGAGGAGCAGUUUGUGCUCAGACAUGAGCUGGCGUUGCUGCGGAUAUCCACUUUCAUGGCCUUAGUGAUGUUCGGAGGGAUGCUCAGCCUCUUUCACAGUCAGCUGACAGGCAUUCUGGCAGAUACAACAACAAUAGAAAGAAUGGCAAAUUGUUUUGAUGACUUAUCGAAGCCCACUAAGCCGUGGCAGCAGACCUUCUCAGAAGUGUUUGGCACUCGUUGGAAGAUCCUGUGGUUUAUUCCAUUCAGGCAAAGGCAACCACUGCGGGCCUCCCACCACCUCGCCAAUCAUAUUUAGCAGAUGGAAGCUGAAGAGAUGAAUCCUCCUUUGUGGAUGUACCUAGCAGGCCUCCCAGUAAUAGUCCCAUACCCAUGUUAGACUUGAAACUUAACAGUCUCUCCUAGCAACAAUAUUGGGCUCCAAGUGGCAGUCUUAUAAAGGUUCCCUAUAUGUUUAAUGGCUUGUGCAGGCCUUAUUUCAGGACUACUCAAUGCACAUGAAAUACUACACUUGAAAUGCUUUCAAAGUGCUACAUUUUACUGAGAAUCACUUGCAUCAAACUAAUUAUCAAUGUAAUCAUUUUACUGCUGGGUAGUGUAGGGAUUUUCACCAUAUAAAACUGGACGACUUUUGGCUGUUUUCUGCCUGAUUUGUACACAAGGAGUUAACAGAAUGGCUAUUUUAAACAAAACUACUGCAGUGACUGUCCUGCAUUUUGUUUGGGAGAUUUGGUGAAAUCAGCAUUUCUGAAAUGCUGAUGUUUGUGCUUAGCAUAUUUAGACAGACCUGGUUUUGUGAAAAUGGCAGUCUUGCAAUUUAUUGUUGAUGAAUUUGUGAACUGUCCAUGUUUUAAUCAAAGGGGGAAAAAAAGAUGCUGGAUCAAGCUGCAGCAAAACUAACACACAGAGAAAAGCACAAUUGUGAGGUCUGGUGCAAACAUUCCAAUCUACUGCUGCAGUUCUGUAUAAAAAGACAAGGUGCAGUGGAUGCUUUGUUCUGGGUUUGUUAAAAAUCAAUUGUCCUUCCCGAAUAACUUUCUUCACAUUGUUUAAAAAAAGAUAUCCACUGAUGUAAGCACCUUUCCCUGUCAGUGAUUGAUAUAUUUUAAUGUUCUUUUUGCAUUUCCUCUCUUUAACUCAUUCAACGUGAAUUGUUUGGUUUUAUACCAGAUGCUGACAUGGUUAGGUCUUUUUCUGUUAUUCCUGAACAUUCCCACAUAACCUCAGCUACCUUUUUGCUUUAAAUGUAAGCCAAAUGGAAAGAGUUGAUCAGUUGCGAUCUGACAGCUGGAAAUGUGGAAACACUGUUGGAAGGGAUCAUGGCAUGUCAGCUGUGCCAGGCUUUAUUUGCUACAGUAAAGCAAAUUUGGCAGUCCAGUGUGGAUCGGUUUACAGGGUCAGCAUUUCAAAGUGAGAAUGUUAUAUAUACCAAGUGCCUAUGAUUUGAUGACUUUUAUUGUGACAGAACGUUUCAGCUUUUUCAGACCAGUUCAGGAACCAAAGAUACUAUGUAGCUGAUGGGACAAGAUCUAAUAAUAAUAUAAUUAUAAUUGUGAUUUAUUUGUUAAAUAUUUAUUGCAAUAAAUUUGUUGUACUCCGAUUUGUUCUAGCGCAGAGUAAUCCUAAUCCUUUGUUGUGACUAUUGCGUGUUGAGUUGCAUUGUGAGAAUUGUAAUAAUUCUUUGUCUGCAUUCCCAUGUUUUUGUUUGAGAAUAUCCUAAUGUACAGUGCACCUCGUUGUUCCAUAUACUGCAGAAGGGACUUGCGACCUCGACACCUCCCUGUCUGUCGUGAACUCUUGGUAAUUCAACAAGGAAGAACUUUCAGCUGGGUGUAGAUGUACUCUCUAAAACAUUUUUUAUAAAAAAA